AAGUCGUCAAAAUAUAUCACUUACGAAAUAUAUUUAUCAUUGUCUUUCUCAUACUUGGAGUCAAAAAAUUAAAUAGUAGUCUGAUGGUAGGUAAAUUCACAACAGUUUAUAUUCAUUUAUGAUUUAUUUUCGUGUAACUAAGCGAUAGAUUCGAUUAGAUUGAUCGAUAUUCUACGAACAUUGUUGUUUUUAAUAAACAAAUAUGGAAGAAUAAUGGGGCUCACCAGCAACACGGGGCUUUUGGCAAGUGUGCCACAGAAACCAUUUUUAGGAAAGGAGAAGAGUCAGGUGGAAGUGGAACUACGAUGCGACGUGACACCAGCCCCGUAUAUGCUGAGGCCGUAUGCUGGGUUGUACAACCCGUUCCAACAGAAAUGCUCAGUGCUGUGUAACCAUCCAGCCGACACUGAAGCCAAGGAAGUUGUAAAGAGGGCUAAGGACUCUUGGGUUUGGGAAGGGAAAUCACAUUAUUUUCAGGAAGAUCUCACGAAGUACCAAGAACAAAAUGUCCCGGAGAAGAUCAGGACGCCUCAUGAUAUCGUCACUGAAGAUAUGUUCAGAAGAUACGCCGAGACUGAUUCCCGACCACACACGCCGGCUCCGACCCUCGCCAGCGGCAAGUCACGUGGCUCUAGAAGAUGUCUCACCCCGGACCAGCCGCACCCGAAGACUGCCAUCGUGCUGGACUUGCGGAGGAGCCACAGCCAGGAAACCCUCUAUUACCACGGCUACACGACCUCCGACAUGACUGUGGGCCAGGCUACAAGCGCCACCAAUGAGCGCUCCACGCUGCCGUCGCUCAACCAAUCGGAAACGGCCCACAACAGACUAGCGAAGGGCCAGUGCGAACAACUACCUCCACUGGCUUCACCAUUGGUUCUUGCGCAGAGAGUUGUGCCAGUGAAAGAGCCUGCUAGUGUUAGGACUGUGAAGAAGAAUCAACUAAAGGCACUGAACCUGAGUAAACCCCCGAAGACCAAGAACAGCAAGACUGAGGCCCCAGUCUCCCAGAGGUCCAAGGACAAAGAGUCCAAUGACGGCAGCGAGGCAGCUAUAGCCAACGCGGAAGAUGGUGGCGAGAGUCGCAGACGGGGGAAGGCGAAACGUCGGAAAGGCCGCCAAGCUGGCAGUGAUCGGCUCACGUCCGCUGGGCUGGCUGCGCAGGCGCAGCAAGAUCCCGAAACACAGAUAGCCGGCAUCGAAACAGACUCCCAGAACCCGAGCUCCCGCGGCUCCAUAGCGGCGCCGAACGAUGACGACGUGGCCGUACUGUCGGCUAUCAAGCCCGGGGCCACCAGGAAGACUGACUCGUUUCUGGACGACGACAUACUGAAGUUUUUGCACAGGGAGGUCGACGAAGAGGCGAUCGAGACUGAGUUUGAUACUAAGCGGCGAUAUGUCUUAGAAGAGGCGUACCGCACCCGCCCCGACAGGCUCUACGGCCAGGAGAUGCAGUCUCUCAUGAAGGAUAUGAAGGUGCCGGCGGUGAGCUUAGGCGAUUGGUUGCAUGUACCCAGGGUUUUCUCCCGACAAAAUGCCCAGUUCGGACUGCCUAUUGACUCGUAUACUUUGGAAAGACUUACCCCCAUGAACUAUGCGGCCAGAUUCGUGACGCCUAAGAAAUCGAAGCAGUUAUUGUACCUAACGGUUCUUAGAAAAUUUCGGAACCACGGGUACAGGAUGCCUAUUUGUGCCAUCGAAGAAGGCCUAAUUAUGAUGAUGGGCGGCAUCCUCACGGAAGAUAAAGUGAAGCAGUUCAAGGACAUAAUGAACUGGACCAGUUACGUGGAAGAAGACAAGAUACCUGAUGAAAUAAAGCUCACCUCGUUAGAUUCGGGGGUGUACAGGAGGCCGAUUGUCAGGGAAAACGGUGAACCUGAAGAGACUGACGAGAACACGUUAAAAUACCGUACAUGGUGCGGUCUGUGCGCGAUCUGCGAACGCAUGUACGGCCGCUUCCCGCCCAGAGAAAAAGAUCCCCCGGACGGUAUGGAGCUAAGUGAUUUUACGAUGAUUGAAACGAAGUUAGCAGUGCUAAAAGUAAACAAAGGGUUGGUAGAAAUACUUAAUACUAUAAGAGAGCGAUGAUAGAUAUUUGUGAGUUAAUUUAAUUUUUAUAGAAGAAAUAUACAUAGGUUUUUGUAAAUA
Plodia interpunctella (Indianmeal moth) is the source of this 2148-nucleotide messenger RNA. RefSeq lists its product as uncharacterized. The coding region runs from base 214 to 2088 and encodes 624 amino acids. Lineage: Eukaryota; Metazoa; Arthropoda; Insecta; Lepidoptera; Pyralidae. The transcript is spliced from 14 exons. The record is from RefSeq and is a predicted model, not a curated record.